Molecule: messenger RNA, 1904 nt
Organism: Nylanderia fulva
Lineage: Eukaryota; Metazoa; Arthropoda; Insecta; Hymenoptera; Formicidae
Source: RefSeq, a predicted model, not a curated record
UAUGAUUUACUCAUCCGUCAGGUGAGAGACAACCUCUUUCUGUCUUCUUUCGCGAUUUUUCCGCGUGCGGUCAGUGCGGUGGCGAUCACGGCUACGAAAUGAUGUAUACGUUAAAGGGAAGCUGCGCGGUGAUGACGCUUCUUCUGUUUACUCGGACUCAUGGCGAUCUCCUCUUCAGACACGCGCAGCAGCAGCAGCAGCAGCGAUACAAUCCCGCGAUACCGUCACUUCCGUGGUAUCUCGCGCCAUCUCAAGAGUUCGUGCUCCGUGAGAUUAUCCUCGAGUCGAUCAUUCCUUCGCUGUUCGAUACCAACGCGAUUCACAAACGCCUGCUGGACACAUCCUUCUACGGUAAUUCGGUCGCCGCGACGUACUCGAGCGAUAACGUUCUGUCACGCGGGAAUGUCUAUCGUUUGUCCAACGGUCACUGGAUGCUGUGCGAGGACGGAUGCGUCGAUUGCGAGCCGUGCGUAACACAGGGAGAUCCCUUGUUCAAGUGGAUUCUGCAGAGGGUCAAGCGGCCGUCAGCCUUUGAUCCCUCGCGACAUGAUCUCCAGCUGACUAUAAUUUCGCAAACGGACGAUUACUUCCGCACGAACAAUCUCUGGCCCAAUUUCUACAUUUACGUAACAUCCCAGGGAGAACGGGGCUCAAUCUCGGUCACCGAAACGAAACAUAACAACGGCUCAGAAAAUUCUCCGCCUAAUCUCGAAAACAAUUUUCCGCAACAGCAUCAUCAUGCGAAGAAUCCCUUCGCGGACUCAAUCUCGGAAAAAGAGAAUCACAUUCUGGAGAGUACCGACAAGUCGCUCGAGCAAAAGUACCGGAAUAUGAGACAUCGACCUUUGCCCGUAGAAGAACCGGCGGAAGAAGCGAAUCAAUUGGCGUCCAAGUUGAUCCUGGGAACCGAUCAACGAGGUCAAAAGCAUUUGGUCCACGUGGUGCCGGCGGAUCAUCCGCCGAUCAACGCUUCGAAUCGCUCGACAUCAUCGCAGUUCGUGGAGGGUCAAGCGACACGUUCGAAUAAUAUCGUUCCCAAGCAGGAGAAGCUAACUUACCAGCAGAUAUCCCGCCAAGUUUUCGACUCCUUGAAUACGCACAGACAAUCAAUCGAGAGUUUCCUGAAGUCACCGGCGGACAAUGUAAGCGAACAGCAAAUAGCUUCCUCCACGGACAAUAUAGAAGUUGCUGAAUUUUCCUGGAAUAAUCGCGACGUAACUCACACAAGUGCCAAUUUCGAGCCAUUGCGCACUAAUGACACCUGGCUAUUAUCACCUUUUUAUGUAGAAAAUGAAGAUGGGACGGAAAAAUAUCGACAACGUAAAAGCAGAUAUGGCUAUCAACGCAUAAAGCCGAACCUUAAUGAUUAUCACACUAGAUAUGCAAAUAUAAAUCAAGCUGGGAUACCUCGUGGUCAGUUUCCAAUGAAUAUUGAUUUCGAUAGAGAACGGCGAAGAGCACGCGUCAGACCGUACUUUAUUAAUAAUGAUAAUAUCUCACAGAUAAAUUCAUCGAUUUUAUUACAAAGUUCUUCGAACGGUUCUUUGGUAGAAGAUGCCAUUCCGAGGAAGCCUGGUUUCAAGAAUGGCUUUGUUGCAAACUCCGCGAAGCAAAUUGAUCUUAAUGAAACGUUCAUUGAUAAAGCAAAUAACAAUUCCAUAGAGUCGAGUUCGAUAACAAUAAAACGCGAGAAUGGACGAUUAUUCAACUCGGAGAGGCUGGCAAGUGGCGAAGCUAAUCGAGAAUUCGAGACUUCGCACCAUGCUUUCAGGAUAAUUACUACCGAGUCGCCGAUAAUUCGAAGAGGACACGAAACUACUACUCUAAAUCGUACUGUAGCAUCACAAAUAAAUGCUUCCAAGACAUUUGCUGAUAAUCAGCAGUAAAAAAAAAAACAUAGUAGC